This is a messenger RNA of Leucoraja erinaceus (little skate), 878 nucleotides long. Its product is annotated as CD276 antigen homolog. The transcript is spliced from 4 exons. The coding region runs from base 12 to 671 and encodes 219 amino acids. The record is from RefSeq and is a predicted model, not a curated record. Lineage: Eukaryota; Metazoa; Chordata; Chondrichthyes; Rajiformes; Rajidae.
CUCUCAGACCCAUGGACUCAUCCCAGCAGAACAGGAGCAACACUGAUCAGAUCCGCCUGGAUAACACGGUCUAUCUGAUGGUUCAACACGUUACAGUGGAGGAUGGGAAUCUGUAUGUGUGUGAAGUGCGGGAAAACGGAAACAUUCUUCACACAAGUAACGGAGAUUUUACUGUAAACACCAUCACAGCUGAACCGUCUGAUGCAGUGACUGAGGGAGACACCGUUACCCUGACCUGCUCUGUGUCUCACGUCAUUGGGUCAAUGAGACUGGUUUGGAUCAAUGGCGAUGGCAAACGUGUUGGAGAAAAGACACUGACUGAGGAAGAGAAAUCACUGAGUCUGGUUAUUCAGAAAGCUGAGAGAGGCAGAGGGAACUGGAGAUGUGUUUUGUUUGAUCAAGACCUGCCCCGGCUUUUUGUCCCGUACUAUCUGGAGCCCAGUGGAUCAUUAGACAUUUCGUCCUUCACGAGCAUUAGGAUCAUCAUAGUUCUGUGCUACUUGGUGAUUAAACUGGCCUUUGCUCUUGGACUCAUUUGCUGCUCGUGGAGGAUGAACAGGAGCUGCAGAAAUCCACGGGAAGUUACAGGAAAUGUCACAAACAAUUCAAACGAAGCUGUCGCAAUGCAGACCCUGAACUCUGACCCAGAUCUGAGGGAUCAGAAUGAAUGACCCAGCGCAGAAGAGGCCAUUCAGCCCAUCAGCCUCAUGUCCAAGGAAAUGUGUAUUCCUGCAAAAAUAUUGAGACUGAACGGAGACUUUGGAAAUAGAUUUGUGGGUUUAUUGUGCAUUUGCUUUGUGCUUGUUUGGUUGUCAUCUCUCCGAACUGUCGUAAGUCUGUCUUGUAUGCAGACCCCAAAUUAAGGAGACUCCCCCCUC